Molecule: messenger RNA, 1404 nt
Organism: Abrus precatorius (Indian licorice)
Lineage: Eukaryota; Viridiplantae; Streptophyta; Magnoliopsida; Fabales; Fabaceae
Exons: 1
Coding region: 139-1077 (312 amino acids)
Source: RefSeq, a predicted model, not a curated record
CCCUUUAUCUCUUCUUUGGUUAUAAUAAUACUUCAAAAACUCUUCUCUUUUCUUUAUUGCUUUGUAUGUUGAGUUGCUCUCAUCACUCAUAACAAAGAAAGAAACUUCCCCACAACCCACCCACCCUUUCAAAUCUCCAUGGACACCAAAACUUCCCAAACCCGAACAAGAAGAAGUCCUUGCAGUUCACCCGAAUUCGAGUUUUGGAUGGUACGAAACCCCUCUUUCCCGCAACCCAACAUUCUCUCCGCCGAUGAACUAUUCGUCGAUGGUGUCCUCCUUCCCCUCCACCUCCUAAACAACCCCCAACCACCACCGCCACAAAACCGGGACCCGGAACCACCACCGGACCCUGACCCUGAACCCGAGCCAUCCCCAGCCAUAACCGACUCUGCCGCCGCCGCCACCACGUUCUCUUCGUCGAAGCGGUGGAUGGACAUUUUUCGGAAGAGCGACAAGAAAACCGCAGAAAACAACAAUGCGGAAGAGAGCGAGAAGGACAAAGAGAAAGCUAAGAAGAAAGAGAAAAAAAGUGGAAGCGGUGGUGUUUCCACUUCAACAGAGCUGAACAUCAAUAUAUGGCCAUUCUCGCGGAGUAGAUCCGCCGGGAAUACGGGUACCCGACCCAAACUGUUCCCCGGAGCUCCGGCAACACGGAAAGUGAACAGCGCGCCGUGUUCUCGGAGCAAUUCCGGCGGAGAGUCAAAGUCUAGGAAGUGGCCCAGUAGUCCGGGCCGGGCCGGAGUCCAUUUAGGAAGAAGCAGCCCAGUUUGGCAGGUUCGCCGGGCCAAGAACCCAGAAGCAGUGGCUCAGAGAGAAAGCAGCACGAGUCGAAGGAGCAAGGUGGCAUCCUCCGGGGCGAAAGGGAAGGUUUUGAAUUUGAAUGUUCCAACGUGCAUUAGUUACAAACAUCAUUUGAGCUGCAGAAGCGACCAAAACACUGCCAUUCCCAUUCGUGUCAGUGACAGUUCUGAUAUUCGUGCUCGUGCCAAUGCUAAUGCCAAUGGCAGUGUGGGGGGUAAGCUUUUUAAUCUGCGCAACCUCUUCACCAAGAAAAGCGUCGUAACCUCUCACUAGUCACUUCUGUAAUUCUCCCUUUUUAACUGCUCAAUUCUGCACCACCAUACCAUAUAGUAUAUAUACUUAUAUCAUUAUUUAUUUACUGCUAGUUUACUUUUUGUUCUUUUGCAGUUUCUUUUUUUAUUUACCUUGUAAAGAAUGGUACAAGUCUAUCUUUUCAAACAGUGCUUGUAUGUAACCGAAAAAGGUACCUGUAUCUGACUUAGGAUUCUAAACUAGAUUGAUCAAUGGGAUAGCUUGACGAAAUGCGAUCGUUUUGUUAGCUCUUCCUUCCUUGUGUAGCCUGAAAUGCUUUAUCACAGAUCAGAAUGUAUGUAUUAUUAA